GGGCUUCAGGCAUCAAAUUCACGUAUUUUAUCUAUCAAUCAUUUCAGCAAGGUAGAUUUAGAGUAAAUUUGUAACACAGACAAUUGUAUUUCAGUGGUUCAAAUAGGAGGAAUCGUCGUAACAGAAAGAGAGGGCUAUUUUAAUUCCAGUUGUAACUUAAGUCACAUUAUCAUUGUAAUUAUAAAUCAAAAAACACCAACCUUACCAUUAUAACCCGAAAGAAUUAAGUUCCAUAAUGUCAGCUGUUGAAAACUUUGUAGAGGUUUUGGAUGGUUUAAAGUCUAUGAAGACUGGUAUUUCAGGUACUCGUAUCAGAAAAUUAACGCAACUUGCUGUCGACAAUGUUAGCUUAGAAUCUCAAUUUGUUGAAAAAGCUGAGAAGUAUUUGAAAGAGGCCGGUGAAAACCAUAAACUUGGUGCUUUGUAUGUUAUUGACUCCAUUGCAAGAGCUUACAAAGAAAAAGCGAACAAGUUGGGUGAAACUGUCAAUGCAAGCGCAAAAGACGGUACUUACGCAGAUGCGCUUUACAAAUUGAACACUUUUAUUCCAGAAGCUCUUACAAUUGUUCUUGAUACUGUUACUUCAGAGCAAAAAGAAAAAGUUGGUAAAUUAUUAGAUAUUUGGAAGAAAUCUGCUACAUUUGAAGCGCAACAAUUACAACCAAUUAAAAAUAAGUACUUUGUUAGUAACGGUGGAUCUAAUGCUGCGUCAGCCUCUGCUUUAGCUGGUAAUAAUCAACCUGCACCAGCUCCUGUACCAGCUCCUGUUCAAGCACAAGCUCCAGCUCCAGGUCAAUUACCAAACUUAGCAGCUUUAAGCUCUAGUGAUCCAAAUGCUCAACAAGCUGCUUUGUUCCAAAUGUUGCAAACAUUGCAAGCGACUGGUCAAAUGCCACCUUUACCUACACAGCAACAACAGCCACCAAUGCAACAACCAGGGCGUCCACCUGCUCAAGGUUUAUCACAAGAAGAAGCUUUCAGAAACUUCAGAAACCAUGGAGGCAGUCAAGAUCGUGAACGUGAUAAUAACAGAUAUUCAAGAAGAGGAGGCCGUGAUAGAUCCAGAUCACCUAGAAGUGAUGGUAGAAAUGCUCCUCCACCAGGACAUGUUAUUGGUGAACGUAAUAUUCCAGGUACUCCACAUUACAGAGAAAAGUUUGUCAGUUCUGACCCUAAUGUUCCUGAUGGUUCAAUUAAAGUUUUAAGUCGUACAUUAUUCAUCGGUGGUGUUCCAAAUUAUAUGGAUGAUCAAGAAUUGGCGUCAGUUUUAAGACCAUAUGCUGAAGUUCAAAGUGUCAUUUUGAAUAAUGAACGUAAACAUGCUUUUGUAAAAGUUUAUUCAAGAGCUGAGGCUGAAAGUGUUAUUUCAUCAUUCAACAAAAAUGGUGCUUUAUCAUUAAGAACCCGUUGGGGUGUUGGGUUUGGUCCUCGUGAUUGUUGUGAUUAUCAACAUGGUACUAGUUUGAUUCCAAUUGAAAGAUUAACAGAUGCUGAUAGACGUUGGGUUAAUGCUGCUGAAUGGGGUGGUAUUGGUCUUGAUAGACCUUUGACCUCAGGUCUUGUUAUGGAAGAACCAGAUAUUGAAAUUGGUGAAGGUGUUUCCUCAAAAGCUAUCUCCAAGAAAAUGCCUACAGAUGGUUCAAGAAACGGUCCAAGAUCUACUAAACCAGGUGAACCAGAUGAUAUUUACACUGAUCCAUUAAACAACUCUAACAUUCCAUCCUUCAUGCAAGGUGGUAACAAAGCUAAUCCAUUGGCCAAUUUGUUUAAUCAAUCACAAUCAGCUGCUCCAGCUCCAGCCCCAGCUCCUCCAGCUGCUGGUGGUGAAGCCAAUGCCCAAUUAUCAAACUUGAUGGCAUUCUUGCAACAGCAACAACAAAAAUAA
This is a messenger RNA of Hansenula anomala, 1885 nucleotides long. RefSeq names its product Nrd1 complex RNA-binding subunit (gene NRD1). Gene Ontology annotation, molecular function: RNA binding. Lineage: Eukaryota; Fungi; Ascomycota; Saccharomycetes; Phaffomycetales; Wickerhamomycetaceae. Gene Ontology annotation, cellular component: nucleus. The transcript is spliced from 3 exons. The record is from RefSeq and is a predicted model, not a curated record. The coding region runs from base 236 to 1885 and encodes 549 amino acids.